AUGACUCCAGUACCUAGAGAUGCAUUGGAGUUUCCAGAGUCGGAUAGAGGCUUCUUAGAGCCCCACCUGCCCCCGCAGAAUGGCUCGGGAGCUCAGUCUGAUCUCCCCUUCACAACACUCACAUUCGCGACCUCGCUUGACUCUUCUCUGGCUCUUUCCCCUGGUGCACGUACAGUGCUUUCAGGGCCACAAUCUAAGGCAAUGACUCACUAUCUACGAUCCCGCCAUGACGGAAUUGUCAUUGGCGUAGGUACCGCAGUAGCAGAUGAUCCUGGUCUCAACUGUCGAAUCUCAGGAGUCGGAGGCUAUGGCAAGGAGGGUCUAGAUAGACAACCUAGGCCAGUUGUCAUUGAUCCGACAGCAAGAUGGGAGUUUUCAGACGACAGCAAGCUAUUUCAACUUUGCCGAGAGGGUCGUGGCCGUGCCCCUUGGAUCAUUACCGCAGUUGAGAAACCAGACGCCGAGAAGGUAGCAUUGCUAGAAAGGUACGGCGGAAAUUUCAUUUCCGUCAAGAUGACCAGAUUACAUACUGGUGGACAUCAGAUUGACUGGCAAGAUUUGCUCGUCACUUUGAAAUCGCACGGUCUCGAGAGCGUCAUGGUAGAGGGUGGUGGCCAGGUCAUCAAAUCCCUUUUGAGCCCACAUUACAUGUCUUUGCUGAACAGCGUUAUUGUGACCAUUGCUCCCACAUGGUUGGGUGAAGGCGGCGUGGUCGUCUCCCCUGCUAGGCGCUUUGACGAGAGUGGAAAUGCGAUAUCCGCAGCGAGACUGAAGAAUGUCAAAUGGUACCCGUUUGGCGAAGAUGUUGUCCUCUGUGGACAGGUCAAGCUUUCUGACUGA
Molecule: messenger RNA, 840 nt
Organism: Penicillium coprophilum
Lineage: Eukaryota; Fungi; Ascomycota; Eurotiomycetes; Eurotiales; Aspergillaceae
Product: RibD family protein
Exons: 1
Coding region: 1-840 (279 amino acids)
Biological process (GO): riboflavin biosynthetic process
Molecular function (GO): 5-amino-6-(5-phosphoribosylamino)uracil reductase activity
Source: RefSeq, a predicted model, not a curated record